Molecule: messenger RNA, 550 nt
Organism: Zychaea mexicana
Lineage: Eukaryota; Fungi; Mucoromycota; Mucoromycetes; Mucorales; Lichtheimiaceae
Exons: 1
Coding region: 97-402 (101 amino acids)
Source: RefSeq, a predicted model, not a curated record
CUGUCGCCGCUUGGUUGUGAGGGGGUCCGUGCACGGCACCGUGUCAAGCGAAAACAAAGACACGAAUGUGAAUGAGCAUGUAGAUUCACGGAAGAAAUGCUUUUCUGUGAGCAAUCAAAUGGCAAUACAGGAGUGAUUGACAAGGUAAACAACUUAACAGAUUCUACGGCAUCAGUUGUUCCUCAUCCAGCAUUAGUAAACAUUAAGAACACGAUCCUCCCAGCAGCCAGUUUCUAUUCUUCACCCAACAAGGUAAACAGCAUGAGUAUAGAGCGUAGUCCACAGACUAUUCCAUUUGAUCAGUAUCUUUUGAUUGCAUGUGCUGUGUGCGGGAAUAGAUACAACACACACUUGACUCCAACGCUGCAGUAUAUAAAAAAAGAUCGUUAUCUUUUACUGUGAAGCGUGCUUGUCUACUGUUGCUUUAUAAUUUUCGCCAUCCCUCUGAACUACGCCGUGUAACCUCCCUCCAUCCACUCCGAAUUCAUACUCUAUCCAAGUGUGCUGCCGCAGAUAAGCUGACCGCUCAUGGUAAGUAUACGCUGCCGCU